Macrosiphum euphorbiae (potato aphid) is the source of this 468-nucleotide messenger RNA. NCBI's taxonomy places the organism in Eukaryota, Metazoa, Arthropoda, Insecta, Hemiptera, Aphididae. The record is from the annotation of a GenBank genome assembly.
AUGAAUUUAAAUGACGAUAUAAUUAAACAACAUUUAAUAGAUUCACACUUUGAAUUAUCGGAUUCUGAUUCGGAGUUAAAUGUUGAUGAUACCGAUAAUGAUCCUGUUUUUAAUAAUUUACCAUUAUCGACAAGCCGUAACCAGGACGUCCGAGAAAAAACACCUUUGUCUACAUCUGCGACAACUCCACUGAGAACUUGGCGUCCAGACGAUAAUGAUAUUAAAGAUUAUCCAUUCAAUCCAAAAUCUGAUAUAAUUGGUAUUAAUCCUGAUUUAUUUGAUGUAUUAUUGAAUGGUACACCUUUAGAUUUUUUCAAACUAAUUGUCAGUGACGACAUAAUUAUAAAAAUUGUCGAAGAAAUACAAAAUUGGCUAGGCCUUGUUUUAUGGAUGGGCUUAGUGGAAAUGCUAGAAAUAGAAAUGUAUUGGAGCAACUCAACUUUGUUUUCAACAUCGUUGGUAAAAUAA